CACACAGGAGAGAAGCCGUUUUCAGGUUCAGGAAGUGGUAAAUGUUUUACUCAGCAAUCAAAUCUUUUUACACAUCAAAUAACUCGCACAAGAGAGAAGCCAUUUUCAAGUUCACAAUGUGGGAAAUGUUUUACUUGCAAAGGAGAUGUUACUCGACAUCAAAGAACUCACACAGGGGAGAAACCAUUUUCAUGUUCACAAGGUGGGAACUGCUUUACUAGGAAAUCAAAUCUUGUUCAACAUCAAAGAACUCACACAGGGGAGAAGCCAUUUUCAUGCUCAGAAUUUGGGAAAUGUUUUACUGGCAAAUCAAAACUUCUUAAACAUCAGAAAGCUCACACAGGAGAGAAUGCAUUUUCAUGCUCAGAAUGUGGGAAACGCUUUACUGACAAAUCACAUCUUGUUCAACAUCAUAGAACUCACACAGGAGAGAAGCCAUUUUCAUGCUCAGAAUGUGGGAAAUGUUUUACUGACAAAUCAAGUCUUGUUAAACAUCAAAGAACUCACACAGGGGAGAAGCCAUUUUCAUGCUCAGAAUGUAGGAAAUGUUUUACUGACAAAUCAAGUCUUGUUAAACAUCAAAGAACUCACACAGGAGAGAAACCAUUUUCAUGUUCAGAAUGUGGGAAAUGUUAUACUGGCAAAUCAAAUCUUCUUAAACAUCAGAAAACUCACAUAGGAGAGAAGCUAUUUUCAUGCUCAGAAUGUGGGAGAUGUUUUACUGAGAAAUCACAUCUUGUUAGACAUCAAAGAACUCGCACGGGGGAGAAGCCAUUUUCAUGUGCAGAAUGUGGGAAAUGUUAUUCCCAAAAAUCAAGUCUUGUUAAACAUCAAAGAACUCACACAGGAGAGAAACCAUUUUCAUGUUCAGAAUGUGGGAAAUGUUAUACUGGCAAAUCAAGUCUUCUUAAACAUCAGAAAACUCACAUAGGAAAGAAGCUAUUUUCAAAUCACAUCUUGUUAAACAUAAAAGAACUCACACAGGAGAGAAGCCAAUUUAGAGCAAUAAAUGAUGCAGAUAACACAUCUAUAUAUUCACCAUGUACAUAGGAUAUCUGACAUUUAUACAUAUAUCAUAUACUGCAUCUCCAAACUUGUUACCAAUUGUUAAUAAAAGUUUUCUAUUAGAACGUAGUCACCGAUCCAGCGAUGUCAUCACUAUAGUUUACAUGGUAGGAGAAGAGUGUGAUAUAUGGUUGUGAUAUUACAUAGUUACAUAGUUAGUACGGUCGAAAAAAGACAAACGUCCA
Molecule: messenger RNA, 1250 nt
Organism: Hyla sarda
Lineage: Eukaryota; Metazoa; Chordata; Amphibia; Anura; Hylidae
Product: gastrula zinc finger protein XlCGF17.1-like
Exons: 1
Source: RefSeq, a predicted model, not a curated record